AUCAAUACUUAGAGAAGCUUUGAAUGUUGAAGAAUGGGCAAUGUAUUGUGAUUGACUCUUGUGCUGCCAAAAGAGUCGGGUGGUUAGUUGAGCUUGUGCUGAAUUUGCUAUUUUUGAGGAUAUUUUCACUGUACUUGAUGUACUAAGAUGGAGUUACUAACUGUUCUGGUUCUUAUAAGCUUUCCCCCAUUUUUAGCUGUCUAUAGUUUCAGAAAUUUUCACCAUAUUGAUUUAGUUGGAUAAGGCCUGUAAGGUAGAAUUACUUUAGUGUGCCAAAUUUAGUGAACUUUGUAUUGGUUACUUUUAGCUAGAGUCUCUUUGAAACAAUUUAGUGUUGCCUGGUUACUAUUAUGGCUUCGAUUAGAAGAACGUUGUCCCCAGUGCCUCGUCCUGGAAGCACUAUGAAUGGAGAAGUAUGUCCUGCAGCCUCUCCACUGUCCAAGUCUUCAUCAUGUACCAAUAGUAAUACACCAACUGGUGCAUUGCUUCCUUCUUUUGGUUCAUUCGAUUAUGCCAUCUACAAGGUUCAGACAUUUGUAGUUGGUCUUUUGUCACGACGAUCUUCUAGGCCCUUAGAAAGGUCAAAGUUGAAGGGGCUCAUUUGGAGGAGAGCUAUUCUGCAAUUGUUUUUCUGCUUCAUUCUUGGAGUAUUUAUUGGCCUUACUCCAUUACUAAAUUUGUCAACAAAUUUUAUCUCUAAACAUCAAGCUUUAUCCUUUGAGGUCCUCCAGCCAGAAGAAAAUGCUCGAUCAUAUGAUGUAUCUAGAAAUGUGACUUCAACCACAGAGGAUUUGCCUAUCAUAGAUAAUUCGACAUCAGAGCCUAACUUAGUACAUGUUGAACUGAAAGAAGACAUUGCCUACAAUGCCUCCUUUAAUCAAUCACUUGACCAAGAUACGACAGUGUCCCGUAAACUUUUGAUUAUUGUGACUCCUACAGAAACCCGUCCAUUUCAAGCAUACUAUCUAAAUCGUCUGGCCUAUGCAUUAGAGUUGGUGCCUUCUCCUUUAUUGUGGAUAGUUGUUGAGAUGAACUCCCAAUCUGUUGAAACUGCUGAUAUAUUGAGAAGAACCGGAGUCAUGUACAGACAUCUUGUGUGCAGCAAGAACUCAACUGAUGUGAAAGAGAAAAAUGUGCAUCUAAGGAAUGUGGCACUCUCUCACAUUGAAACACACCACCUUGAUGGCAUUGUCUAUUUUGCUGAUGAGUACAACAUAUACUCUGCUGAUGUCUUCGAGCAGAUGAGACAGAUCAGCCGGAUCGGGACAUGGAUUGUGGCAAGACUAGCUGAAAAUAAUAGGAAAGUUAUCUUGCAGGGUCCAAUCUGUAACGGCUCUCAGGUUAUAGGUUGGCACACUGAAGGUAUGACAAAAAGAAUUCAGAGAUUCUAUGCAGAAAUAUCGGGAUUUGCAUUCAAUAGUACGAUACUUUGGGAUACAAAGAGGUGGCACCGACCAACACUAGAACCUAUAAGGCAGUCUGAUACAGCCAAAGCUAGUUCUCAAGUGAGCACAUUUAUCGAACAAAUGGUGGAAGAUGAAAGCCAAAUGGAAGGCUUACCAAUGAACUGUUCAAGAAUCAUGGUUUGGCAAUUCAACACGGAGAUAUUGUACCCAUAUCCUCAUGAAUGGAUGGUGAAGAAUUACUUAAGAACCAGUACUUCAGUUGGAUGACAAUUUUGACAUGCCGAUAGAUUCUUGAGCAUUGAUAAGUGCAGGGGAAAUUUAGUGAACAGUUAUGAGCGUCAGCUGCAAAUAUUUAUCGGACCAACCACUUGAAUGCUGUCAGUUUCGAGCUUGUAAUGUUUAACUACAUGCUGUAGUAUCUAAAGAGACCAAGGAGGCCAGUUAUCUCUGCCCUUUUCUCCCUCUCCCCACACUCCUCUUCCGUUUUCCUGUUCUGCUGCUAUAUCAGUAGAUAUUUAUCUGUACAGUUGCUUAGCUAGUCACGGUAUAGUCUUCUGGCUACCAAGUCAGAAGCAGCAAAAUUGUGGCCAUAUGGAAAAAAAUAUUUACAACAGAUAAGUGAGUUUCAAGUUCCUAGCCAAUUCUUUCUAAAA
Solanum verrucosum is the source of this 2059-nucleotide messenger RNA. Its product is annotated as probable beta-1,4-xylosyltransferase IRX9H. The record is from RefSeq and is a predicted model, not a curated record. The transcript is spliced from 4 exons. Gene Ontology annotation, biological process: plant-type secondary cell wall biogenesis; glucuronoxylan biosynthetic process. Gene Ontology annotation, cellular component: Golgi membrane. Gene Ontology annotation, molecular function: xylosyltransferase activity; galactosylgalactosylxylosylprotein 3-beta-glucuronosyltransferase activity. The coding region runs from base 351 to 1673 and encodes 440 amino acids. NCBI's taxonomy places the organism in Eukaryota, Viridiplantae, Streptophyta, Magnoliopsida, Solanales, Solanaceae.